This is a messenger RNA of Capsicum annuum, 615 nucleotides long. RefSeq names its product F-box protein PP2-B10. Gene Ontology annotation, molecular function: protein binding. NCBI's taxonomy places the organism in Eukaryota, Viridiplantae, Streptophyta, Magnoliopsida, Solanales, Solanaceae. The record is from RefSeq and is a predicted model, not a curated record.
AGCUUUUCGCUUGAAAAGAAAACAGGGAAGAAAUGUUUUAUGAUAUCAGCUAGAGAACUUGCUAUUUCAUGGGGAGUUGAUACACCAUGGUAUUGGGAAUGGAUAUCUCACCCCGACUCCAGAUUUUCAGAAGUGGCUCAUUUGAAGGCUGUAAGUUGGCUUGAUAUACGAGGCACGAUUGGAACAGAAAUGUUGUCAAAAAGAACCAAAUAUGGUGUUUAUUUAGUGUUCAAAUUGGUAGAGGGACAUGAAGGACUAGAAAUUGCUAAUGCAUUUGUUAGAUUUGUGAAUCGUGUGAGCGACCAAGAGGCUGAGGGACGAGCUAGCAUCGUGAGUCUAGUCGAGAAAAAGUUUAGGAGUCGCAAACGCAAUGUGAAACGUCCACAAAAAAGAUUCGAUGGAUGGAUGGAAAUAGAGUUGGGGAACUUUUUCAACGAUUCAGGAGAAGAUGGAGAUAUUGAAGCGCGAUUGAUGGAGAUUACGCGGCUUCAUGGAAAAGGUGGCCUUAUUGUUCAAGGAAUCGAAUUUAGACCAGAAUGAAGAAGAAAUUGUACAAUCCUAUAAUUUAACGUAUGUGUUUUCUUGAUAUAAACAAUGAUGCAUGUGUUAUGGCUA